Molecule: messenger RNA, 5022 nt
Organism: Salvelinus namaycush (lake trout)
Lineage: Eukaryota; Metazoa; Chordata; Actinopteri; Salmoniformes; Salmonidae
Product: A-kinase anchor protein 12-like
Exons: 16
Coding region: 305-4900 (1531 amino acids)
Cellular component (GO): nucleus
Molecular function (GO): nucleic acid binding; zinc ion binding
Source: RefSeq, a predicted model, not a curated record
GACAGCAGCCAAGUACCAGACCAGCACCACCAAGUCAACUAAAACAUCUACCAAGUCUUCAACGACCGCAACUAAACCGCAAACUGCCGGUAGCAAGAACGGAUCUACUACCAAGUCCAAGGGGAAACGUCCCCUCGGUCCUCAGCAGUCUGACAUUGCGAAUGAUAGGUUUGUGAAGAUUGACGGUUUACCAGAAGCUGGGUAUACAGAGGAAGAUGUUCUGGCUCUGGUGAAGCCUUACGGAUAUAAACCUGGACUCGACAACUGUUUUAUUCUGCCCAGCCAGAGAUGGGCCAUAGUCCGUAUGGAGAGAGUGCAGAAGAGCUUUGCCAUGUUGACAAACUACACAAUGUCUCCUCCUAAACUACUAGACUGUCCCCUCACCUUCACGUUGACCCGCCCUGAUACAAACCUUCACCAGGAGGGUGUGUUCACAACUCUGAAUGGCCUCACCCCUACGGACCCGACGUUGAAGGAACGUCUUCUGAUUGUCAGUAACGUCCCCACAGGGACCGCAGCAGCCAAGGAGGUUCACGACCUCGUCAAACGCGCCGGCUCCUACCUCGACUCGCUGUCUCUGAUCGACAGGAUCUAUUUUGAGAUGGAAUCUUCGUCGGUGGCGAUGGCAGUGUGUCUUCAUUUCCAGAAGUCCCCCAGUGUAGUUCAGAACAAACCUCUGAAGGUCAACAUGCUGGCCAAGGUUAAACAGCCACUGCAGCCCCCAGCCCAGAAGACAUCUGUUGUCAGCACCAAAGCCAAGAAGAAACCGAUCAAAGGCAAGAAGCCUGUAGCUAAAGGUGUGGCAGCACCAGUUAAACCUGUUACUUCCACAACCACCACUACCAGCACCAAUGCUGCGGUCUCAUCCUCUCAGCCUGUUGCUGUGGCUACCAAGCAACCGGGUGACGACGUCAUCGUCGCGGAGGCCAAGCAACCAGGAAGUGACGUUGCGGUGAUGAAUUCCGACGGAAAGGCAACGGUGGCGGAGUCUGGAGGAAAAGGGGGUGGGAUUUCCUCGACAAAAGAUGGGAAGAAGAAGAACGGCCAUCCUCCCAAAGAGGAUGGAGGGAUGGAAACUGAGGAGGAGGCAAAAGAAAAUAAGGAAGACCCUGCGACCGUCGACAUCGGCGUUUCCGCCUCGUUACCUACGGUUACCGUGUCCGCUCCCAAGGAAGAGGUCGCCAUGGAAACCCAGAGCACCGACGGCGUCGCCUCGACCAAUGAGAUUGCAGCAGAACCCGAACAGGUCCCACAACAGGGCAGUGAUGUCAUUGCGUUGGUUAGUGAAACCGUGACGACUGUGGCCACAACAGAACCUUGGCUGAUCUCCGCUGUGGAGGGAGCUAAUAACGUCGCCAAACCCGUCGACUCCGACACCGUUGCCGCCUUUGUACCGGCACAAACACCGGCCCCUGUCCCGGUAGAGUUAAAUGUUGAAGACAAACCUCAGGACUUUCCUCCGGUGACUGAGGAGAUCCUCAAGGCCCUGGAGGCAGCGGUGCACCAACACCGUAUGGGGAGACUGGUGGAGGAACAGGCUAAACAGGAACAGAACCAGGGAGAGGGGAUCCAGGCCAAGCCUCUACCCAACAAGAAGAGCCCUGCAGCUGGGGAGACGGCGGAGAAGAAGACCCCGGCUGGAGAAAAGAACCAGGGAGAGGGGAUCCAGGCCAAGCCUGUACCCAACAAGAAGAGCCCUGCAGCUGGGGAGACGGCGGAGAAGAAGACCCCGGCUGGAGAAAAGAACCAGGGAGAGGGGAUCCAGGCCAAGCCUGUACCCAACAAGAAGAGCCCUGCAGCUGGGGAGACGGCGGAGAAGAAGACCCCGGCUGGAGAAAAGAACCAGGGCCCGGCUGAGCCAGAAGAGAAGACUGGGGAGAAAGAGACGAAGAAGAAAGAGGAGCCACGCCCAGAGAAGAAGUCACAGCCGGACAAAAAGCAUCCGACACAAGCUAAAAAGACCACCGACACGAAGGAGACACCUUCAGGAUCUGGGCAACCAGACCACAAGAAUGGGAAGACCCAGGCUUCUGGAGGGAGAGGCCGGCGCGGCGACCGCUUUUCCCCAGAAAGGAGAGACUCUUCUAGGCAUAGAAGCAGCCGGGCUCCUUCCGAGGAGGGGCAGGAUCCUCCGACGUCGAGACAUGGAAACUCCUCUAGCUCCUCUUCUGGCUCCCGCAGGAGCAGCAGACAGGACGGCAGCCCCGCCAAGAAGAAGGGGAGGAAAGGAGAGGAGAGGAGCAAGAGCCACGGCAGAAGCAGUAAAACGACUCUCUCCUCUAGGAGCAGGUCUAGAGAUAAGGCUAGUUGCUACGUGGGAGAUGAGUUUGACGUCAUCCCCGGUGAAGCCAACUCCUUCGAUCUGGACCAGUUCAACAUGGACCAGUUUGUUACUGUGGACGAGGUGGAAGGGGAUGAGGCUGAGAACACCAACCCACCGCAGUCAUCCUCAUCUUCGUCACACAAGACUCAAGAUAACGCCUCGGAAAGUUCAAAACGAUCGUCCAAACGCAAGAGGGGUACCCCAGAUUCCCCAAAUCUGAAAUCUAGCCAGGAGCACAAGGAGUCACCCCCGUCCUCCUCCUCUACCCCCCCUGCUCAGAAGACUCCACGAAAAGCCGCAGCAAAAAGGGCGGCAGCUAAACCUCAACCACCUGCCACCUCUGGACGCAAGACCAGGUCAUCAGCAGCUGUUGUUGAAGCAACCGAAGCCGCAGAAACCCAGGAAGCCGCCGCCGCCAAAGACACCACCAGCAUAGCCGAUACGGAGGCGGAGCCUGUUCCCUUGGAGACUCAGUCUCAGUCGGAAGAGGAAGUAGUAGUGGUCACUAAGGGAUGUGACACGGAGGAUGUAGUACCGUCAUCCCGCCACCAGAUGUCAGUGUUGGACACUGCAGUGACAGACAACAAGGAAGAGAAAAGUGCUGUGUCAGAGAGCGAUAUGGAGACGACAGCUGAAAAACCUCCAGAGGUAGAGGGGAGCGAGGACACUACCCAGGCUGAAAAAGGUUCCUCGAUUCUGGGUACCGAGGCUCAGAAUGGAGCCUGUCCACUGGAGCUUGGUCUGACCCAUCCGUCUGCCUCAGCCAAGGAGCGAGACCUUCAGAAGGCCCUGGAACUACAAGAGGUGGAGACGGUGUCGGGUCACCAGGUGCCCCGAUCACUUAUCGAUAAAGUACAUGAUGAUGAUGAUGAUGGUGGUGAUUUCCAGAUACUCGACGAAGCUGUGGACGAUGACACACCUAGAGACGGAGAAGAGGGCAGUCAAGACACUCAAGAACAGUCUGUAUCUCUAUCUCUGGGUUACCAGGCGCCUGCGGCCUCCGAAUCUACAGGUUCCCAGGUGCCUCAAACUACUUUAGAGGAACACGAAGAGAUCUCCGACGACCAAGAAGAAUCUGCUUUCCAGAUCCUCGACUCCCUAGAAGACACUGAAGACAACAUGGCCGACUCCUCUCUCGCAGGCCAACGAGGCCGAAGAGAUUCUCUACCCAGAGAGAUGGAGGGGUUCCAGAUACUAGAUUCAGUCGACGAUCAGACGGAAACGACUCAAGCUCUGGACAACCAUACGACUGAAUCUAAAUGUCAGGGAGGCUCCAAGCCUCUAAAGGGGGGCAAGAAGGCACCCCAAAAGAAGGGUAAGAGGGUACCCACAACUCAAAAGGUGACCAAGACCGCAAUAGGAGAGUCCGAGGGGGGUACCCCGAAAAAGAGUAACCUUGUCACCUUGGAUGAGGUGAGCGAGGAGGAGGAGGCUUACCCAGAUGACGCCGCCGAAGAGGAAGAACUGAUUAAGAAACAAAAACUCGCCAAGGAGAAGCAGCGAGAGAAGGAAAGAGGGAAGGAGAGAGAGAAAGGGAGGAGGAGUAGAGAGAAGGAACGGAAGAGGGAGGAGGAGAGAGAGGAGAGGGUCGGAGUGGAUACUGAGGGCUUGGUGACUUUGGAUGAGAUCGGAGAGGAUGAAUCAGGAGACCCCUUCAACCCAGAGACUCUGGUAACCCUGGAUGAGGCUGGAGGUGAUGGGAAGGAUGAGAUGGAGGAGGAAGAGCAGAACAAGAGUCCUGAACCAGCGCAGAUCCAGCAAGCUGAUAACACAGGGUCUCCUGGUGCAGAGGACGACUGCAGGGGCAUGGAGGAUAUCAGGAGAAUGGACUUUGUGACCGUGGAUGAAGUGGGAGAGGAGGAGGAAGAGGAGGAGGCUGUUGCUACAAGGAGAGGAGCCAGGGGGAGGAAGAGGGCCCGACAGACCUCUGCCAGGAAAUCAGUGAAAGCAAAGAAGGUGAGCGUCAAAAACGAGGAAGAAGAGGAGCCUCGGGCAGAUAUUACUCCUCCCACUGACCCAGCUUCCGUUGACGCUCCCUCCUCAUUGCUCCAAGUCGCUGUGACCUCAGAGGUGGACGCCCAACCAGCUGCCUCAGUUCCAGACCUCCAGGAGAAAGAGACGGAAGCUGAUACCCCGCCAGACCAACCCAGCCUGGAGGCCUCCUCAGCUGGGCAGGAGAGGCAGACUGACCCCCCUGAGAACCAGAGUCUGGAGGGGAAACGGGAGACAACAGACAUGACUGUUGGAAAGACUUGUACCGAGUCCACAACACUACAAGAAGACAGUAAACAGAGAAGAGAGGAGGAAGAGGAGCCUGAAUUAAAGCGUUGUCGUUCUGAGUCUCCUCUGAUCACAGACUUCAAACUGCCUCCCUUCAGUCCUCACAACCCUAUAGGCCAGGACUUUGUGGUUCCUAAGACAGGGUUCUUCUGUAAGUUGUGUUCUCUGUUCUACGGGAGUGAAGACAGAGCCAAGAAGACCCACUGCAGCACUCUGCAACACUAUCAGAACAUGCAGAAAUAUUACCUGACGCGUCAGAAGCAACAAGCAGGAAGUUCUAGCCACGGCUCCGAAUGACCCCCUUGACCCUGCAUGUUUUCCAAAUGGCACCCUAUUCCCUACAUAGUGCACUACUAUAGACCAGAGCCCUAUUCCCUACAUAGUGCACUACUUUAGACCAGAGCCCUAUUCCCUACAUA